AAUCAAAUUGGCAAAACAAGUCCUUCUUUUUCCAUUGUUUUGGCUGAGAAAAGCAGGAGGCCAUAAUAGAGAGAAUAGAGAAAAGCUUGAUAGGUCACUAUGAAGAAGCAUCUUACAAAAUAGAUUAUUCUAUUGUAGUAAUUCAAAAUUCAACAAAGUAGCCUAAAAAGCAUGUAGGAAAGCAUAUUAUAAGCUGUAGAUGUCCUAAAUCUUUCAAUAGUUAGGCACCAUGAUUUCCUUAGCCGAUGUCUAUCAUGUAGUGACAGCCACUGUCCCAUUAUAUGUGACUAUGGUUCUUGCUUACAUCUCUGUUAAAUGGUGGAAACUCUUCACCCCUGAACAAUGUUCAGGCAUAAAUAAAUUUGUUGCCAAUUUCUCAGUUCCAAUUUUGUCAUUCCAAGUGAUUUCUUCCAACAACAUUUACAAAAUGAGCCUCAAACUCAUAUAUGCUGACUUUGUUCAGAAAUUGCUUGCAUUUCUAGUCUUCAUAGCAAUCAUUAAGAUCACUGCCAGGGGAGGUUUAAAGUGGAUCAUAACUGGUCUCUCAUUGUCAACACUUCCCAAUACUUUGAUCCUUGGAAUUCCACUCAUGAAGGCUAUGUAUAGGGAUGAAGCUUCUCUUCUCCUCCCUCAGAUUAUUUUCCUACAAAGCAUGGUAUGGUACAAUUUGUUGUUGUUUCUUCAUGAAUUUGAUGCUGCUAUUCCUGCAAGGACCAUGCCUGCUGCACCACCAUCUGAAGGCACAGGAGAUACUGAGACUUCUCAGGAAGUAGAAUCAAAAGAAGGAGAGGAAGGAACAGAACCUAGAACACAAAGGAAAAUGAGGAUCUUGAUCAUUCUUAUAAAAGUGGGGAAGAAAUUAAUCAUAAAUCCUAAUACCUAUGCUACUUUCAUAGGUCUUAUUUGGGCAAGCAUACACUUCAGGUGGGGAGUAGAUAUGCCAGAUGUUGUUAAGCAAUCAAUAGAAAUAUUGUCCAGUGGAGGUCUUGGUAUGGCAACGUUCAGCUUAGGUCUAUUUAUGGCAUCGAACUCCAGCAUCAUAGCAUGUGGACCAAGGAUGACAAUGGUGGCAAUGGGACUAAAAUUUCUAGUUGGACCUGCCAUAAUGGCUGUAGCCUCCAUUGUGAUUGGAUUAAGAGGUAGAAUGCUCAAAGUGGCAAUUGUUCAGGCAGCUCUACCACAAGGAAUUGUUCCCUUUGUUUUUGCUAGAGAGUAUAAUGUCAAUCCAGGCAUUUUAAGCACUGGGGUCUUGCUAGGAAUGCUCAUUGCUUUGCCAGUGGCAGUGACAUACUAUGUUCUCUUAUCCCUCUGAUUCACACUACUAUGUUAAAUAUAUACUAGGACCAGUGACAAUGGAGUUGCUUUAGUGUAAAACUAACAAUUUAC
Messenger RNA from Abrus precatorius (Indian licorice), 1386 nucleotides. Its product is annotated as probable auxin efflux carrier component 8. Gene Ontology annotation, cellular component: endoplasmic reticulum; plasma membrane. NCBI's taxonomy places the organism in Eukaryota, Viridiplantae, Streptophyta, Magnoliopsida, Fabales, Fabaceae. The coding region runs from base 230 to 1312 and encodes 360 amino acids. The transcript is spliced from 6 exons. The record is from RefSeq and is a predicted model, not a curated record. Gene Ontology annotation, molecular function: auxin efflux transmembrane transporter activity. Gene Ontology annotation, biological process: auxin export across the plasma membrane; auxin polar transport.